Trichoderma aggressivum f. europaeum is the source of this 1758-nucleotide messenger RNA. RefSeq lists its product as uncharacterized. The coding region runs from base 1 to 1758 and encodes 585 amino acids. The record is from RefSeq and is a predicted model, not a curated record. Lineage: Eukaryota; Fungi; Ascomycota; Sordariomycetes; Hypocreales; Hypocreaceae. The transcript has a single exon. Gene Ontology annotation, molecular function: protein binding.
AUGGCUUCUCCGCCAGAUACGACGAAAGAGGUAUCCGCACAGUCGGAGAAACUGAAUAUAGAUGCCGUUCUGGAAUUCACGCAACUACUAAGGGAAAAGAGACAAGCAAAAGCAAAAGAGGAGGAGCUGGACACUAGGUUACAAAGCUACGAACGUCACUUACAGUUACUAAAGGGAAAACGAGAGGCUGUGGAGGAGCAGAUGAAAGAGCUUGAGGCCCGACAGAGGCAGCUGGUCGAAGAAGAAGACCAAUUCAUUUCAAAAAGGCACGAAUUAUUCACAGACCAAAAAAAAGCCAAGGAUGCCCAGACAGAUAUUCGUCAAAAGAUGCUGCAGCUGAAGCACAUGCACGGCAAUUUCGAGUUUGACAACUGCGACGAGGCCAAAACAAUGUUUCGCGAGGCCGUAGAGGACGGCGAUGCGGCAGUGGUGAAGGUUAUUGUUUACACGGGAACUUUGAAAGAACACGAAUGGAUACCGUUGAUUACAGCAUCGAGCAGAGGGGAUGUCGACAUGGUUAGGAUUCUUCUCCUUGCCGGAGCUGAAGCGGAUAGCAAAGACAUUGUUUUUGGCCGGACUGCACUCAGUUGGGCCAGCGCAGGCGGCCACAUGGCUGUCGCAGAGUUUCUUCUCCAAAUGGCCGCGGAUGUCAACUCGCAAGAUAACGAUGGAUGGACGCCACUGCGUCGGGCCUCUGAGAGGGGGCAUGAAGAUGUAGUACGUCUUCUGCUUGAGAAAGGUGCCAAGAUUGGCUGUCGUAAAACACUCGGCAGUUAUAGUGAAUCCGUCGGUGCCUUGGCUGUCUCUCCUGACGCAAAGCUUCUGGCAUCUGGGCUGCACGAUGGCUUCAUUGAGGUCUGGGAUACUGAGACAGGCCAGUGCAUACAAACUCUGCAACACCUACCUGGCACGAAGUCACCAUUGAGAUCCGGACGGCCGCCACAAGCCAGGACCGAGAUGAAGAACAUGAUUUGCUCAAUUGUGUUUACACAUGACUCAAUGCUGGUGAUAUCAGGCUCAGCCGAUGGCUCCGUCAGAGUCUGGGAUAGGGCAACAGGUGACUGUCAACAAACUUUGCAGGGUCAUACAACUCUCGUCCAUGCAUUAGCCUCGUCGCAUGAUUCGAAGUUGAUCGUUUCAGGGUCAAACGACAAAACUAUAAAGAUCUGGGAGAGCGCAACAGGCAACUGCCGACGAACACUGCAGGGCCAUGAUGGAUGUGUUUAUAGAGUGGUCUUCUCCCAUGACUCAAGGCUGAUUGCUUCAGGCGCAUUCGACGGACACGUCAAGAUCUGGAACAGGGCAACAGGUGAAUGCCUUCGGACGCUGAGAGGCUGGCAAGAGGAGGAGGUACUCGCAUUAGCCUUCUCGCACGACUCAACGCGCAUAGCAUCGGGGGCGAACAUGGACACCAUCAAGAUCUGGGAUGUUACAACCGGGCAAUGUCAACUACGGAUGAGAAGCCAUGAUAUUGACGUUGAUUCGGUGGCCUUUUCGCCCGACUCCAAGAUGUUGGUGUCAAGGUCGAGCAUGAAUGUUAUUCACGUUUGGGAUACUACAACAGGCGAGUGUGUGAGGGUGCUGAAAGGCCCUGAUGAUUUCUGCGGUAAGAUGGCCUGGUCGAAAGACUUGAAGUUUGUAGCAUCGUCUUCAAGUGACAAAGGCACAAGGAGGAUAGAAACAGUCAAGCUGUGGGAUAAUCUGGUGCUUAGCAGUGUUGUCUGUCCGUCGGGGAAACAAGUUGAAGGAGAUGAGUAA